Molecule: messenger RNA, 851 nt
Organism: Gamsiella multidivaricata
Lineage: Eukaryota; Fungi; Mortierellomycota; Mortierellomycetes; Mortierellales; Mortierellaceae
Exons: 4
Coding region: 28-843 (271 amino acids)
Biological process (GO): mRNA splicing, via spliceosome
Cellular component (GO): precatalytic spliceosome; nucleus
Molecular function (GO): zinc ion binding; RNA binding
Source: RefSeq, a predicted model, not a curated record
ACCUUACACACCAAGAGACGUUCAACCAUGGCCGAGUACUGGAAAUCAAACGCCAAAUUCUGGUGUCGCUUUUGCAAGAUCUACAUCACCGACAACAAGUCUACACGGAAUAUCCAUGACUCGGGAACAAAGCACAAGGAGAACGUGGAGCGGUUUCUUCGCGAGCAGAACCAGCGCGGCAAGGAAAAGGAGGCAGAGACCGCCAGGAUGAACAAGCAGAUGGAGGCGAUUGAAAAAGCGGCCAUGAGGCAGUAUCAGCUGGAUGUGGAGGCAGGGCUCGUCCAACCAAACACAUCUUCGCCGGCAUUUGGAUCUGCAAAGGGACCAACAACACAGGACACAAAGGCAUCAUCAACUUCAACCGCGCCAGUAGCUGCAAAGGCGGCUCCAUCUGGAGUAGAGCCGUCAGCAAACACACAGCCAUCUUCGAAAACAACUUCAAAAACUGGAACAGGCGCGACUGGAUCAAAUUCGGAGCCAUUGGCGGCACCAAAAUCAUUAACAGAGACAUUACAGGCGUCAAAUGUGGCCAGGGACGAGAAUGUUGGUCAGCCUGGCGAAUGGCAAACAGUCGAGGUCCCAGCACCUAGAGUGACACAUAUACAGGCAGACAAUGAAUUAAGAAAUAACGAGGGCGGAAACCAUUACGUCCCUGGUGCGGAUGAUGACGAGGACGCGGUUGAUCCAGAGGACUUGCGGGGAUUCAAGAUUGUGGAAAAGACAUAUCCAGUCGAUCCUGAUCUGCCAAGCGAAGAUGGAAAUGGCGAGAGUUCAGGUGCAGCGGUGUUCAAGAAGCGGAAAGCUGGCGCUAGUAAACCCAGGAACAUUCGGCGCAAGGUGUAAAAAAAAAA